Liolophura sinensis is the source of this 2043-nucleotide messenger RNA. Its product is annotated as transcription factor glial cells missing-like. Gene Ontology annotation, molecular function: DNA-binding transcription activator activity, RNA polymerase II-specific; RNA polymerase II cis-regulatory region sequence-specific DNA binding. Bases 4 to 1215 code for a protein of 403 amino acids. The record is from RefSeq and is a predicted model, not a curated record. Gene Ontology annotation, biological process: regulation of transcription by RNA polymerase II; gliogenesis. NCBI's taxonomy places the organism in Eukaryota, Metazoa, Mollusca, Polyplacophora, Chitonida, Chitonidae. The transcript is spliced from 3 exons. Gene Ontology annotation, cellular component: nucleus.
UUGAUGCCGUGUCGCGGUCACUGUGGUUACCCAGUUACUCACUUCUGGAGACAUUGCAACGGGUUGGUCUAUUUCCAAGCCAAGGGUGUUCAUGAUCAUCCAAAACCGGAAGUAAAAACGACCGCUGAAGCCAGGCGACACCUCCAUAAUAGCAACCGUGGCCGAUUUUACGCUCAAAAUAAACUUCGUCGCCAAAGAAAACGUUCUUCCCGCUGCCUAAGUCCAGUUCAAGACCACCUUCCCAAAUCACCAAGGCUGACCCUCUCAGAAAAGGAGUUCCUUUGCUCAUGUCCACCAUUUGAAUGCACCUGUUCUGCUCCCAUGACAACGGCUUUUGACCUCACCGCAACAAAUCUGGGUCCAGCGUGGACGAUACCGACGUCCGGCGGAACGAGGGACGUCAAUCAAGUUGCAUCACUUCCACAGAUUUCUACGGAAGCCGAGUCGACUGGAGCCCAUCAUGCCAGUUGUAUGGGGCAACAGCAACAGCACAUGAGUUAUUUUUCGACCCCAAAUGACCGGGGCCUCAGUGGAUUUGUAGAUCACAUUCCAUCUUUCCCUGAUCCCCAAGCUUCCGGGGAAUAUGUUACAUUCAGUGGUGCACAUGUCUAUGGGAAUUCCUCAGAUUUGUUUCUUCCCCUUGAUUCCUUGUCCAGUUUAUCAUCUGGUAUGUCGGCACACAACAACAUCACCCGCUGCAGCAAUUCCAACACCUUCAACCGCUCUUGGUUCAAUCAUACGAAAGACCACGGGUCAUCAGAGUAUGCAGGUCACGGCGCCAUUUACAAUUCUUCACAUCAGUCUAGAGUGUCUGCCUUCAAACAGGAGCCCACUGACGCCGGUCACUUUACUCACUCUGCACCAGACUGCUUGAGCGACAUUUUCUCAUCUAGUCCUUCCUGUGAGGUGAACAAGUUGCCUAAAUCUGAACCUCACUCGGAUUUUCAGGACUACGACUCCAAUGCCAUUUCACGAAGUCUGCCAAUGUUCAGUCCUAUAAAGGAAGGAAGUCUGCAAGGAGAAUACGGCCAUUCCACGCCCGUGUACAGCAGUCCAGAUUACAUGGGCUCUAGACAACCAAGUCCCGCCGGAUCCGUCCAUUCGUAUCGAUCGUCCCCUGUCAUGAGACAAAUGUCAACCACGCCAACAGGCUCCGACCAUUCCUCUCCUUCACCCUGCUUCACCGAGUUACAGCCAAUUUUCCAGUGCUGGUAACCCACUGGGGAGACCUCCCCAGCUGCAGAGAAAACCGUCAACCAAGUUUCCUGGAAAACCUGACAUCGUCCACGAGAACUGUGAAUACAUGCAUUCCCAGUUAUCAUACUGGCCUGUUCUCAGAGCCACAGGUAAUGGAUAACAAAAGCAACCCAAUUUUAUCACUGUACUCGGGCAAUUUCGAUUCUCCAGCGAUGUUUCCAAGCUUAUCAUAUAACAUGGCUUCGGAAACAGCGCCUCCUUCCGGGAAAUUCAGGCAUCAGAAGUGUCUACCUCCGACCAUGGUCAAUACAAUGUUUUUUCUAGCAGCGCCCCCUCGGGAAGCUCAACAGAUUGCGUCCCUUUAGCCCAAACCAUUCACAACAACAAUAUUCACUGUAUAAAUAUUACCUUAGCGUAGAGCUGCACAAAUUGACUUUUACACACGCAUGUAUACUAGUAUAUAGGGUUGCACAAACCGUCCUCAGAUAAAAAGUGCCAUUAUUUUACAUGUCAAAUGGAAUGUUGACGAAAUAUCAUUGUAAUUUUUGUUAUAUAUAUAUAUAUGUAUACUUGUAAAUUUACAUGCCAAUGAUGUUUAUUGUCUUCCAAUUUAAAUAUUUUAAAGAUUUGAUUAUGCAUUUUUGCCUUUAUAACUUACAUUACAAUUUACAUGGUGGCAUUUUCGGAGACAACUGAAAACAACUUUUUUUAAUUUGUAAUUCCUAUGUUUCGUAAUUGAUCUCUGUGACGAUGAACUUUACAGGUUUACGAAAAGUCGGCAUGUGCUUCUAAAUAAUUCUAACGAUAUCAUCAAACUGGCCGGUGAGCGUGCAAAAGUUUAGUAUA